UCAGUGUUUACGAACGCCGAUUUUUCUUUGUUUUUGCCUUGCGGAAAGCAUAAAACAUUAGAGAAAUUCUUAAACAUAUUAUUAUAUAUUGUUUAUUAACGCAUAAGGAAAAUUGAGGAUCAAUUCAUUGCAUGGGAUCAUUUUAUUUACAUAAUUUGUUCUCUUUUGAUUAAUUUUUUCUAAACACUUUGUUUUCAUGUAUCAAGGUUAUGUUCUUACAUCGAGAUGUGUGUGAAAGUCGUUCAUUAGCGGUGCAUUAUAUCUCAUCAUUAUAGAAGAUCAUUGUGAUACAUCAUAUAUUGUGUAUGUGUGCGUACAUAAGUAUGUAUGUGUGAAUCAUAGGCUUUGCACAGCUUUACACAUCGCGACUGCUCGCAAUCACUCGCCGUGCUGCGCGAAAGCAGUUGUCAACGCUGUCAGAUUUCGAGCGACUACAAAACCCUCAUCGUUGUUACCAAGCCGUUCUAUCGCCCUGGUUGUGAGCACAAGACGUGAUAUCAUGGAAAAAUGUGAGACACCUGUUUGAGACGGACACAUCUUUCUCGAAGAAAGUACGCGGCUAUACGCGAAUAAUAAACGAGCCGCGAUAAACCGCGGUUAUGUUUUUUUAUGGCAGAGCGGUUUAACGACAAUGGCGGCAACGUCCCCGUCAAAGCGGAGACUUCAGAAGGAAUUGAUGUCUUUAAUACGUGAGCCUCCACCAGGGGUACACGUAGAUGGAGAACUGGCUGGACAGAAUUUAACACAAUGGAUUGUUCAUAUGGAGGGUGCCAAAGGCACGCUGUAUGAGGGGGAACAGUUUCAGCUUCAAUUUAAAUUCAGUUCCAAAUAUCCAUUUGAUUCGCCAGAAGUGACUUUUAUCGGUGGAAAUAUCCCAAUACAUCCACAUAUUUAUAGCAAUGGUCAUAUUUGUUUAUCCAUAUUAACAGAAGAUUGGUCUCCUGCUCUAAGUGUGCAAAGUAUCUGCUUGAGUAUUGUUUCCAUGCUAAGCAGUUGUAAAGAGAAGAAAAGGCCACCUGACAAUACAUUCUAUGUGAAAACUUGCAACAAAAAUCCAAAAAAGACAAAAUGGUGGUAUCAUGAUGACAGUGUCUAAUAUUGAAGAUUGCAAAAAUUUUACCAACAUAGAAAGAUUGUUGGACCAAGUGGGCUAAUAUUCAAACCUGAUGCAUUAAAUUAAUAGAAUUUUGCAUAUAAUAUGGUAUAGUGAUUUUAUCAUGACAGGAAAUUAUAUGCGUAAUUUUAAGAAAAACAAGGCUACAACCUACUUACUAUUGUAACAUUAGAAAUCAUAUAAGUUGUCAUGAUGUAAAUCAUGCAAGUCGUUUAAUUAUUACGAUGUUGCUGAUAGUGAUACAUAAUUAUGGUUAAAUAGAAUUAUUAUUGGUAAUAGAAAUAUUAUCAAUAAUUCUUUAUGCUGAAAAGAGAGACAGACAUAACAGGUAUUAAUUUAUUAAUAAUAUAUUAAUAUAUGAAGUGAGGUUUCUCUUUCUUGUUACUCCAAAUUUAUGGAGAUUCCUGAUAAGGAUGUGAUUCCUGUACGUUAAAAUCAUUAAAUAUAUUUAGAAAUCAUGAAAAAAAUAAUGGUAAUAUUACUGCUGCAUAUAUGUAUAUUUAUAUACAUAUAUAUGCAUUCUACUGAUAUACUUGCUACACAUUCUAAGAUUCACUUUUACUAUGUUACCUUCGAUAAAACGUGAUAAUUCCUAUACAAAAUAGUACACAUGUGUAGAACUGUAUUUUAUUCAAAAUAAUGUUAUACGUUUUAAUUAUAUAAGUUAGAUGCUAGAUUAAUACUACGUUAUGUAAUGAUGUCCUUUUACGUUAACAACAUUGAAUUUAAUAAUUUUUUUCUUUUUUUGUAAAAUUACAGUUUUCAAUGCAAUUUCAUUACAUUAAAUUAUUUUUUUCAGUAAGUUGCCUGAGACUAUUACUUAGAUAAAUGUGUUAAUGCUAUUUAAUAUAAAAUGUGUUUGAAAAACUAGUAAAAAUUGUUAUAGGAAUCCUUACUUACAUUACAUUUUUUAGCGUUAGCACUUGCAAUAAACUCGCAAUUUCAAUUUAAGUAUGUGAUAUCACGCUACAACUAUGCUUUUCACUCCUCAUAAAUUUGUAUUUGAAAGAGAAAGUUUUAAUCCUUGCUUUAAUGAAACAGGGUAUACCAGUGGAAGUAAUAUAAAUUGUGUUUGAGAUAAAUUGUGACAAAGCCGCAAUGUUGAUAAUACUGGUAAUUGGCAUCUAAAAAUAAUCAUAAAUUUUUAUAUAAUGUCACAUAAUGUCAUAAUUACAUGUUUUAUGUUAUUUUUUGUACAUUUAGUAAAUUGUAAAUUGUACAAUGACAAUGAUAUUAAAUUUCUUAAUAACUUCUAAUCUUUUUAAUUAUUUAUUUGUUGUACCUUAAACACUAUGUGAUUUUUUAUAAGAAUAGUCAUAUCACAUUUUGCUACGUUUACUUAUCAUUUUCAUUCACAUGUGAAAUUGCAAUUAUUUCAUUAGAAACAUUUUAUCAGGAGACGCGGUAGUGUCUCCAGUCAGGUAUAAAAUGUUUCUAUUGAAUUAUAAUUAUUGCUCUAUAUUGUAACAUAAUAAUAUCGUAAUAAGACAUGUCCAAUAUUGUUUACUAUUUAGAUAUUGCUUUGAAAAAAAUAUUUAACAUAUGCUUUCAAUUUAUUUUUGCACGAGAAAGCUUUUUUGACUAUAUCACAGCUUUAGCUAUAAUCUAUAUAUAUGUAAUUUAUAAUUAUAUAAAAAAUAUAAAUAUAAAAUAUUACUUUAUACAUUUGAUGACAAUGUAUUUGAGAAAGAGUGUGACGAAUUAUUAGGUUAUGAUAUAGAACCUAUCCUAUCAUUAAUGAAUGAUAGCACAGAGGAAGAUACUGAUUGAGGCUGUAGAAUUAUCAUCUUAUAUGUAUUUGUAUUUGUCACAUACGUAUAUACUUUUUAUUGUGAAAUCAUCACGCGUAUUUAAUCACAUGUUUUCAUUUAUUGUUAGCUUGUUGUGAUCAAUUCGCUUAAGAUCAACAAUUUUUACAUUAUUCAAUAAAAUAUUUUCUGCAAAAUAUCACGAACGUAUUAAAUGCAUGUAUUUCACUUCACAAUCUCACUAUAUGCAAAAUGAUAUGUAUAUAGUUGUAUCAUUGCAUUUCUUUUGAAAAAUAUGAAACAUUUAUCAAAAUACUUUUCCAGAAAAGAUAACAUUUGGUUUUAAAAUACAUUUAUAUAAUCGGAAUAAUUUGUUUCCAAACAAGUUUCUUCUUGUGAUAUUCUUCCCUUUUAUUUAAUUAUUGAAAAUAUACAGCUUCGGAACCGGAAAUUCAUAAUUGCAAUAUAUAUUUUCUACAAUAAAAUUAUAUUAAACAAUAAAAAC
Molecule: messenger RNA, 3367 nt
Organism: Linepithema humile (Argentine ant)
Lineage: Eukaryota; Metazoa; Arthropoda; Insecta; Hymenoptera; Formicidae
Product: ubiquitin-conjugating enzyme E2 W
Source: RefSeq, a predicted model, not a curated record